Penaeus chinensis is the source of this 6813-nucleotide messenger RNA. It is a transcript of the gene Cals, whose product is annotated as calsyntenin-1-like. Bases 103 to 3009 code for a protein of 968 amino acids. Gene Ontology annotation, molecular function: calcium ion binding; kinesin binding; X11-like protein binding. The record is from RefSeq and is a predicted model, not a curated record. Gene Ontology annotation, cellular component: postsynaptic membrane; cell surface. NCBI's taxonomy places the organism in Eukaryota, Metazoa, Arthropoda, Malacostraca, Decapoda, Penaeidae. Gene Ontology annotation, biological process: homophilic cell-cell adhesion; positive regulation of synaptic transmission; positive regulation of synapse assembly. The transcript has 16 exons.
AGUGUGAGUUGGAGGAGUGAGGAGGUGCGCUCGUGCCGUCUGACCAAACCGUGUUUGGUUUGUGUGUUUUAUCCCUUUGAGGGAACUUAAAUAUAAAUUUUUAUGUGUGUGAGUGAAUCAGGAGCGAUGAAGUCUCUUUGGAUUAUCCUAUCUGUGACGGUGGCCGGAGUAAUAUCUUCAGAGAAUUCAGGAGUGCCGGUGUUCGACCUCGUGCAGCCUUCGGAGGGCUACCAUGGCCUCGUCUCCGAGAAGGACACCGUGGUGGAGGUGCAGCCGCCCAUCCGCGCCACGCCCAACGUCUGCUUCUACAGGAUCGUCAACAAGCACCACGGGGAGGCGCCCUUCAUCAUCCGGCUAAGAAACGAGGCCACCGGAGAGGCCGAGUUGAUAGCCAAGCGUCCCCUCAACUGCGAGAAGAGGAAGAAUUACAAGUUCGACAUCACCGCUGUUUCCUGCGACGCCAAUGUGGAGUCACAGAACGUCACCGUCCACGUGAAAGUGAACGACGUGAACGAGUACGCGCCCGUGUUCGUGGAGCCGUCGUACGUGGUGGGCGUGGACGAGGGGCGCCUCUACGACGAGAUACUGACGCUACAGGCCGACGACCAGGACUGCUCGCCCAAGUACGGAGACAUCUGCCGCUAUGAACUGCUCACCAAGGACCAGCCCUUCAGCAUCGACAGCGAGGGCGUGGUGCGGAACACGGAGCCCCUGGACUACGAGAAGUCCCACAACCACAUCCUGUCGGUGGUGGCCUACGACUGCGGGAUGGAGCGCUCGCAGCCCGUCAUGGUCACGAUCAAGGUCAACCGCGUGUGUCACCUGGGAUGGAAAGGCAUCACCGACCAGGUGGAGUACUCCCCCGGCUCCGGUCGCCAGGAGCUGUUCCCCUCGGCGUCCCUGGAGCUGUGCAACGUGCCCUGCCGCGUGGAGAGGGUCCAGGCGCGCAUCAGCCUCACCACCAGCCACAUCGGCAAGGGCUGCGACAGAGACACCUACUCCGUGGCGGCGCAGAGGAAGAUGUGCGGUGCCAGCUCCUCCAGCAUCGAGCUCCUGCCGGCGCCCGGUGCAGGGAAGGAUUGGACCGCCGGCCUCCACUCUGACGAAGGCCACGAAGGCGACCUGAUCUACGAGUUCGACGGCGACUCCUCCGGCACCCUCAUCCCGGAGUCUAUCCUCAACCACAACCUGACGUCGACCUUCACCAUCUCCACCUGGCUCAAGCACAAGACGCAGGCGGGCACGGACAAGCACACCAAGGAGCACAUCCUCUGCAACGCCGACGACCACAAGAUGAACCGGCACCACAUGGCCCUCUUCGUGAGGAACUGCCGCCUCAUCCUCCUGCUGCGCCGCGACUACACCGAGGCCAACCUCAACACCUUCCAGCCGGCCGAGUGGAGGUGGAAGCUCCCCCAGGUGUGUGACAAUGAAUGGCAUCACUACUCUGUCCACGUGAAGCUGCCCGAGGUAACCCUGUACGUCGACGGCCACAUCUUCAGGCCCGAGAAUGGAGAGUCCCCGGAGGUGAUUGAUGACUGGCCCCUUCACCCAACACGUGGCAUCAACACCACUAUGAGCGUCGGCGCUUGCUGGCAAGGUUUUUCCUCUUCAGGCUCCGAAGGUAACAUGAAGCACGGCCUCUCUGGCUACCUGGCUGGCCUCUCGGUCCUCGUGGGGGCCCUGGAGUCUCCGCGCGUCCUGUCCUGCCUGACCCGCUGCCAGGAGUCGCUCGACACUCCUGCCAUGGAACUCCUGCAGCCCAGCAUGGAGCUCCUCACCAACAAUGAAAUGACACAGAUCACCAUCGAGGGCAAUAACGUGACUAACCUCGAGACGCUGAUCCGCCGCGUGGCCUACGUCAACGGCCGAGACUUCCCCACCCCGGGCCGUCGCCCCGUCUCAGUGACCACCAACAUCUUGUGCAACUCUGAAAAGGCCCUGAAGGUUGCCACCGCCCAGAGCUUCGUGGUGGUGAUGCAGCCGCACCAGCCCAGCAUCGAGCUCAACGGCACCACCAACUUCGCCGAGGAGUACGAGGCCUUCCGCCAGGGCCUGCGCGUGUUCCCUGACGUCGGCAUCUACCUCUCGGCCGCCGCUGAGGAGGCCACGGCCCCCACACUGGGCGGCCAGCUGGACGAGUGCGUGGUGUCGGUGUAUCCCCCUCUCAACCCCGACCACGAGACGCUGGUCCUCCCCGACAACCUGAUCGCCGAGCUCGGCCUGGCCGCCUCCAUCACGCGCCAGGGAGCCACCGUGUCCGGGGCCCACACCACGCACCACUACCAGUCCAUCCUGCGCCAGAUCCACUACGCCAACCGCAAGCCAGCCUACUACCUGAACCGGGCUUUCAAGCUGUCCUGCUCCGAGCUCGGUGGUCGCUUCACAAGUAACGAAUAUGUCCAGACGGUGACAGUGAUCCACCCGCAACUCAGCGUGGACAAGACCGCAGCCUUCAACACCAACACCGACAGCAUUCCUCCCCACAUGGAACACAACAACCACAACGCCCACCAGGAGGCCGACGCCCACCUGACACACCACAACCCCCAGCCUGUGCCAGCUCACGCCAAGCUCUCCGCUCACCACGUCGAGCUCAAACCCGCCCACACCGUCAAUGACGUUUACUUCACUUCAAAUGUCAUGGAGGGCGUAGCAGUCAACAGCGCCAGCCAUGCAGUGACCAUCAUCAUCGUCGUCUGCGUCGGAUUCCUCGUGUUCAUGGUGGUCUUGGGCGUGAUCCGUGUGCGCGCCGCCCACACCCGCCACACGCACGAGGACGUCGCCGAUGCAGAGAUGGCAUGGGAUGAUUCCUCGCUCAAUAUCACCGUCAAUCCUAUGGAGCAACAGCUGGAACUGGCAGAGACACAACGAUUGAGGGAUGAUGACGAUGACGACGACGACUCGUCAGAUGAUGGAAGCAACUUCAACGAUGACUUGGACUCGUCAGACGAGGAGGAAGGGAAACCGAAGGAGCUCGAGUGGGACGACUCCACCCUCAAAAUUUAAAGCCCUUUCCCCCCCUUCAUAAGUGUAACUGAGUGAAGAUCUGCUGGACCCCCGUGGGCUUUGUUGAUGUAGGAAAGAGUGUUCAGAGUCUUCCUUAAGGGGUUGAUGACUGGGCAUCAGUAAUGAUGAGUAUUCAUUCAUGCUUGCUGUAGAGGAAAUAGCAGUAAUUAGGAUAAAUGGUAUUAAUUGCAUAACAAACUAACCCACAUUUGAUUCGUUAUUUUGACCUGGACGUCCUCUUGAGUCGGAGAAUCUUAACAUUCUUAUCUCUAUGGAUGCAGCCAAUUUACUCCAUCCUGCCAUAGCGCCCAAGGUUGCCGGGCGCCGAACUGAAGGACCAACGGAGAAACUGACGGAAGUGUCGGCCGUUCUGCCAUCAGUAUUGCACAGGGUCCACGCCAAGUGUCUCAGAGAAUGUGAUUGAUGCUGCUUGAAUAUUCCAUAAGGGGUGAUGGCGAAGGGAAAUGGGCUAUGCCGUGAGAGUUGAUGAAUGGGUAGGGGAGGGGAGGGGAAGGGAGUAAGGUCGACGGUUGCCAUAAUGUCGAUAGGUAUUCAUGUUUCAAUAAAAAUGAGAUGAGGGUAUUUAUUAGCAGAGUUACAGCAGUGGGGAAGAGCCAAGCGUUGGAAUCUCAGCCGCCUAUCUGCAUUAACUGCAAAAUUUUGACAAUGGUGAAGAUUCACUGAAAUAAAGAAGGGGAUGGAUAUAUAUAUAUAUAUAUAUAUAUAUAUAUAUAUAUAUAUAUAUAUAUAUAUAUAUAUAUAUAUAUGGUGUGUAGCAGGGUACUCCUGAAAUUUGCCUGUGUGAUGGACUUCUCAGUAGAGCGAGGGGAUGGAGUGAAAGUUGGUAUUGGCUCGAGGAGAUGGGAUUUACAGCUGCCACGCGGAGGAAUCUGUAUCCAAUACAGUCCAUCUUAUAUUUUUGAAGGGUAUGACGGCAGCAUAAAGGUUACCACUUACACCCGGUAACACAUGCACGGAAUGUUAGAAAUGUUUACAUAUCUCAACCUGCCUAUAUUAUUUGGUAUCAUAUUACUUUGUAGAAUAUUCAAGAUAGGAGGAUAUAUGUAUUGAGUAGUCCACUGUAGUAAAAAAAAUAUGAAGUGUUUAGUCACUGGCUAUGUAAAAAAAAUACAAUAAUUUUUGCUAAUAUUAAUCUUUUUAAGGUGCCAGAAAGUGAAUGACAAAGAUGAACAAAGUGUCAUAAGUGUGAUAUAAUGACUGGUCAUUUCCACAAACUCUCUGGCAGUACGACACAGGGAUGGCUCUCCUACUUUGCACUUUUACAAUGUGGGGAAAACAGGCUCUCUCCACCCCGUGCAGAGGGCCUGUAACCACCAGGCAAGUCACAAAUUUUAGGCAAGAGACAUUUACAAGGUGUACUAAUUUUUUAUUUUCUAUAUAAUAAUCUAGUAUGUAUAUUUUUGCCUUGAUCUUAUUUAUUCUCUGAAGGCCUUAUGUACUUAUUGAGAGUAAAAGUUAAUACUGUAUUAAGUAAUAGAGGCUUGAUGGUACACAUGUGCAGACCUCAGGGUACCUUAGCCAAUUUGGGAGAACUGUCGCUGUGUUACAUGUAAGUGGUCUCUUCCUCUCAUAUUGUCACUUUGAGCUUUUUGCACAUUUCACCCCAGCCCAAGAGGCGUUCUGUUGGCAAUCGACGGAAACCUUGAGUUGCGUCUCGAAAUUUGAACAUAUCUGCCGUUACUGUUUGUUUUUUUUUUUGUUUUUUUUUUCCCCUUUUCGCUUAUUGGGACCGUUUUACUUUCAAACAUGGUUUUAAAGUGCAGAACUUUUUUUUUCUUACCUUCCAGCAGAGGUAAAUGCAUUUAGGUCAAUAUGAGAGGCAAGUUUAUAUCAAGUCUUUUAUAAUUAUUAACCAAGUAUCCUUUCAAUUUUAACUUGUGAUUUUAGUUCUCAGUUUUAAAAUAACACACGCUCAAACUCACAAUGAAAGACAAAUGAUUAGCGAUUCGUUACUUUCAGAAACCAGUUGUAUAAAUAUGUGACAAUGCCCUGUUUGUAAAUUUACAAUCAGCUUCUUGUCUGACAAUGUGAGUUGGGUGAUAACCUUGGUUCUUUUGUGGUUGGUAUGUAUCGGACUACAUGAUGUAUAAUAUACCAUAGGUGGCCUACCUGACAGGGGCGUCAGGCAAAACACUUUUUUGCAUGGUGACCUUUUAUGUCUUUUUUUUCUAACAUUGGCAUUGCUUGAUUUGAUAAUUUAGGAAGACUUGCCACAGCGAUUGUGAGCAUUUGCAUCCAAAUCGUAAUUCCGGCACGACAAAGUGUGUUGACUGGGGCGCUAGAGGAAGGCCAUCUAUAUUUUGUAAAUUCACUCUGUACAAUGAGUCCCAUUGUAAACCUUUCCUAUGUCGCUUCUCAAUUGUACUGUAAUCCUGACAUGUAUUUAUGGCAGCAUAUAUUUGCCAGGAUAUCUACAAGCUGUUAGAUAAUAACAAUCAAAAGGUUAUCCUACGUGUAAAUGUGGAGUGUCUUGUGAUCGUUGCCUGGAGGCGAGGACUUCGGGAAGCCCCAUUUUCAUACCGACAACACAAGAGGGACUCUCCUUAAGUUCUGUCUGAAGGUUGCUGUUGCUCUUCACCACACAGAUUAGAGCAACCAUUGCAGCAGUUGCUUUGCAAGACGAGUUGCAAAGUUUUUUUGUUUUGUUUUUAGUCUCCCAAUGCUAUCAGUUCCCCCUCACUAUCCCCCUCUCUUGAAAUUGUGUUUUUGUCAUGAUUAUUUGGCACUGGAUUUUGGUGUAAAGCUUGCAUUCUUCGUAUAAAGAGUGUUGUUUUGACACCCACCUAAACUCCUCACGUCAGUUAUCAGGAACAGUCUUGGAAGCAGUUGUUGCAUUGGUUGGUCGAAUUGUUAGCUCGUAUAUAAAAUUUCUCAGUGUUCAGAGUGUUGAUGUAACAAAAAAAUGUAAUGAAUAUGGAUAAUCUGUGACAAGUUGGUAAUCGAUCUGUAACAUUCCGUUGUAGAUGACAUCAGCUUUUUUGUUGUUCUGAGCGAUAGACUUAAAGAGAAAGUUUGUUUGUUUACAAGGCGGCACGCAUCCCUCCCUAAUAAACAAAAUUUAGGUUUCAUAAUUGCUUAUUGAGUAGGAUUACAUAGAGCAGCAUGCAGCAAUUGCCAGACAAAAUAAAAGAAUGAUAAUGAUGAUGAUAAUUAUGGAUUUUAGUCUUUCUUUAACAGCUCUGUGCUUUGUGCUUAUGCUUUUCUGAAAGUCACAGAUCAGCUUUUAGUUAGCAUAUACAAUUUUGUUAGACACAUAAAUCAUGAUAGUUUUAUUUUGAUACCUCACAAAAGAAGAUUUGCCAGGAUUUUUGUAAUGCAGCCGUUUAUGAAGGAACAGCUGUGUGCCAGCGGUGCCAGACUGCAGGAAAAUGGACUAAAAACAAAUCUGUUGUAUUUUUUUCGUGAUAGUUUCAAUAUUUUCUCUCCAAACUCUCCAAAGAUUAUCCAUUCAUCUUUUUCUUAAAUAUAGCACCACAUUUUAGAUUUUAUAGUUAACUUCAUAAGAUAAUAUAACAACAAAUAGACAUAAUUAGCAAAGGUGACCAUGCCCAGCCAAUCGGCUUUACAUUAAAAACAACAACCUAAAAAGACAACAAAAAAUCAAACAAAUACACAUUGUCGUUGAUGAAGCUCUUGAAAAUCUCUGUCCAUUGUGGUGCUGGCAGCGCUGGUAAGGACAUCACCACACGCAGGGUUGGGAUGGCGCUGGCCGCUGGGUGUAGGCAGUCUGCACAAAACCCCUGGCUUCUGUAAUCCGUCAAGAAUAAACACCUACACCCACUA